Chrysemys picta bellii (western painted turtle) is the source of this 1446-nucleotide messenger RNA. NCBI's taxonomy places the organism in Eukaryota, Metazoa, Chordata, Testudines, Emydidae. The record is from RefSeq and is a predicted model, not a curated record.
AUGGGGAGAUUAGAAGUGCAUGCAGUAGUCAAGGAUAUAAGUUCACGUAUAAAUGUACAUUUUCUUUCAAACAGGUACAGAGAGAGCAUGAAACCAAAUCAAAAACCCGUGGAAGCGUGCAAUCGUCUGAUACCUGGAUACACAGGCUAUGUCCCCCAAAGAUUCUAUAGAAUUGGCACUACUUAUGGAGAUGAUUCAAUGGCAUGUAUGACCUCAUUCCACAAUGCUACUCAAAGGAGCAGAGACGCACAGAAUGAGCUGAGAUACAUAGCAGCCACUACACCCAAACUUCCAUCUAUUUGCUCCAAUGAAGAUGUUUUACAAGCACUUUAUGACUAUAAUUAUAAACACCAUCCUUAUGUGCUAGGUACUGUAAUAACUAAGAGAAGUUUACUAGAGCCCCCUAUUCCUGGUUGGACUGGGUUUGUGCCUAGAGCAAGGGUCACUGAACUGGGAUACGGUGUUCGUUACCAUGAAAUGACAAAAAAUUGCUAUCAGGAUUUUAAGAACUUAAGAGAUCGGGUCUGCUACGAUCCCACCAGCAAUUUACACAGAGGCAAAAUGCUUGAAGUUAAAGUUAGCAAAGUUCCCAACACAUACCAAAGAUUCUACAGGCCUGAAGGGAUGCUGCCAAAAUACAGCGGUCAUAUUCCACAUGAACAUCUUGUCAUUGGGAAAACCUUUGGAAACCUGUGCAGAAGCUGCUCGGUAUGCUCGCACACGGAGGAAUCCUAUGGUGCACAUCUCACUAAGAAACGUAAUGCCACGUUGAAGCUCCCAAAGAACUUGAAAUGUAACAUGAAAAGUUGAAACAUGCGGUGAUUUGGACUUUGGCAAUUGAUUAAAAACUACUCAAAUACUAUCUGAGAUGCGCAUGUCAUUAGGCUUGAUCUUGACACUUAAUGCUAUGUUAUCUGAAACGUGCAGUGUUUUGGAUAAAUUUCACGUGUGAGGUAAAUAUGAAAGUAUGGUUAUAAACCACAGUGUGAUUCAGUAGUUAUGGACUCAGCUAGAUCAGUAUUGCUAAAGCAUUUCCCCUAAUACUCUCUAGCAUAAUUGCUGGCAGCACUUGAAUAUAAUUCAGUUCUUCGGUUUUACUGAAAUAAGGGUAUUGAAUUUUUGGGCUGAAGUGAAAAGCACUGGAAAGAAAAAUGCCAAAGAGCGAAAGGAAUCAGUAACUUCCAGAGUGACCCACUGGAAAGGGCAGGGUACACUUGGCUACACAAACAGGAUUUAAAAUGUAGUUUGAAACAGCAUAUCCCAAACUUUUGGAAGCCGAGUCCCGCUUCAGGAAAAUGAAAGCAAUCACAUCCUUUAACCAACCCCACAUAUCUUCAUUUAUAUACCUUCCACACUCCUCCCCACCAUGGCACAUUCUUCCCGCUGCUUUACCCUUUUGGGAAACACAACCUUAGAAAAAGGGGGGGGGGGAAAUACACCAUCAGA